This is a messenger RNA of Nelumbo nucifera (sacred lotus), 4490 nucleotides long. Its product is annotated as alpha/beta-Hydrolases superfamily protein. NCBI's taxonomy places the organism in Eukaryota, Viridiplantae, Streptophyta, Magnoliopsida, Proteales, Nelumbonaceae. The record is from RefSeq and is a predicted model, not a curated record.
UAUGGUCUGAUAUCCCACACGGGAACGCGGCGGAGGAAUCGCGAACUACUUCUUCCAACGCCACAACGCUCAGCCUAUUUUUGCCGCCAGAUGCGCCUGCAAUUGCAAAUUCAAUUCCAAUAAGGAGACUACCAGUCGCAGUCCCCAACCGGAUGAACAAACUCUUCUCUUCUUCAAUGCUUUCUGCCGAUCGACGACACGAGGACAACAGAUAAAAGAAAAAGGGAUAAUCCAUCUAAUUCUAAUUUGAAAGAAAAUUCCCAAAGUUAAAAGGCUAACCCAGAUGUCUCCUUGUUGAUAAUCUAUCUAACCAUGUUCCGUCUAUGCACCAGAACCAGUCGUCCCCUCCGCUUCUCCUUUCGCCGCUUCAUCUCCUCUUCAAUUUCUCGCCAUCCUGAAAAUCCCACCGAAUACCCAAAAGAUCUCAAAAAUACCCAACAUGUCUCCACACCUCCUUCUCCCCCUCCAAUCCUUCAUCAACCCUACCCACUCUCUCCUGUUCCAUCCUCUUCCUUCUCUCGUAAAUCCAUCUUUGCUCUUUCCGCAACCCUACUUUCCGCCAUUAUUGCCUCCGCCGCUCUCGUCUCCUCCAACGACGAUCGCUUCAAGCAUAAAAUCGACGAUCUCUAUGCCGAACUCGAACACUCGGUCCUGCGAUCCAACGAGUCCCUCAAGAAGCUCGUCAACAAGAUGAAACAGACCGGCGUUGCCGCCUCUGUUCUUUGGAAGUCCUUGAGCUCCGUCUUGUCGUCCGCGAACCACGAGGUUCGCUCCGGUUUUGAACUUAGGGUUGCGGCGCUUCUCGCUGACAUCGCUGCCGCCAAUGAGAACCGACGGGCUGCGAUUGUGGGUGCCGGUGGCGGAGCUGUGGUGGAUUGGCUUCUCGAGACGGUUGCUUCGUCGGGAGAUAAUUGCGCUACACAGGCUGAGUCUGCGAGGGCGCUUGCACACUUGGUUGCUGAUCCGAACGUGUGCGAGGCUGUGCUUGGGCGUCCUCACGCUGUUCCCAAUCUUCUAAGAUUUAUAUUCUCGUUUCAACCACAACGCUCCAAGAAGCAAACUAGUCGAARUUCCUUCGAUGUUUCUGAUGCUUUGAAAGGUAGAAGCAUGCUUGUUGCUGCCAUCAUGGAUAUUGUGACUUCCAACUGUGAUAGCCUAGACAAAAUGUCAUUCCAGCCAUCCCUGCCAGGAAAUGCCGAUAUGAGAGAUAUUGCAGCAGCCAUUGAAGUUAUUGAGGAAGGUGGCAUGCAUUUCGAUGAGACUCAUGGAAAUGAUGAUAAUGAUGAUGAUGGUGAAAAAGGAAUUCGUGGCAUUGGAAUAAAAAUUCUUGGUGGUACAACUGUCUUGGGGCUUUCAAGAAUAGAUGGAUCUGCUACCAAUCAUCAAGAACCAGUUAGUCAUAUCCCUAGAAGGCAUACAUUGCAACAGAAUUACAGCAGUUCAGUUGUGCAUGGAAAUCUGUCCUAUGUUUCUGUUCCAGGCCUCUGGGAUGAUUUGCUGGGUCAACAUGUUGCUGUGCCUUUUGCUGCCUGGGCUUUAGCAAAUUGGGCAUUGGCAUCAGAACUUAAUCGAUCUCAUAUUCAAGAGCUUGAUCAAGAUGGGCAUGCUGUAAUGACAGCCUUGAUGGCACCUGAGAGAACUGUCAAAUGGCAUGGGAGUUUGGUGGCUCGGCUGCUGCUGGAGGACCGUAAUUUGCCCUUAAUUGAUUCUGUUCCUGAGUGGAGUUCCAGUCUUCUUUCUACUGUUUCUCAUGCAAGCAAAGCUGAAGACAUUCCUUUGGCUCGGGUGGCUUUAUCAGCUUUUCUUGUUUCUGUUGAGAGAUGUCCUGGUGCCCAGAAAGUUGUAAUGGAAAAGGGUCUUCCUCUGAUGAGAGAAGCUGCCAAAAAGACAGAAGGCCAUAAGCAUGUGCAAGAAGCAUUGGCAAAGGCUUUGGAAUUGCUUUGUACUGGGGACAUGCAUUUAUCACUUGAAGAAAGUCAAAAGUGGUCCAGUAUUCUUCUACCUUGGGUUUGCGGAAAAUCUUCCUCAGACACUAUAAGGUCUUCAGCUUCAAAAAUUCUUUCAUGCAUUCUUGAAGACUAUGGGCCAUUAUCAAUACCAAUAUCUCAAGGAUGGUUAGCUGUUUUGCUGACUGAGAUUCUAGGUUCCAGCAAAGUGACAUCAUUAAAAGGAAGUGCUCAACCUAAAAGCGACAAAGUGAAGACCCAAAUUGAUCAGUCCAAUACUCUUUUUGCCGCACAGACUGUGAAUCAGUUAUCUGGUGCUGUUGUUAAUCUAGCAGGAAAGCAGUUGGGAACAACCGUCGGUUMUGUUGAUGCAUUCCCACUGGCAGAUCUUCUUUCACUGGAACCAUUUUUGGGUCCAUUGAAGAGUAUGAAAAAAGAAAGUUUGUCAAAGUUUGAUGCUGCAGAUUCAGCAGUCGCUACACUGAAGGGCAUUAAAGCACUGACUGGACUUUGUGUGGAAGAUUCUAUAUGUCAAAAUGAAAUAGCUGAUAUGGGGAUCCUAUGUUUGCUGAGGCGCUUCUUGCUGCAGGAUGAUUAUGAACAACUGGGUGCAAAUGAAGCAUAUGAUGCAUCAAGGAUCCUUGAGUCACAGGAGCGAGGCUCAAAUAACCCUGGUGAAAAAUCUGCUUUAGAUGCUAACGAUCCUUCUAGUGUCCGAGUUCCUCCUACAGCUCAUAUUCGCAAACAUGCAGCUCGGCUGCUUACUAUCCUUUCUCUUCUUCCAAAGGUUCAGAAAGUCAUCAUAUCAGAUGAGACUUGGUGCAAAUGGCUUGAGGAUUGUGCUAAUGGGAAGAUCCCUGGUUGCAAUGACCUGAAAGUUCAAAGUUAUGCUAGGGCAACACUUUUAAAUAUAUUUUGCUCUGAGCAAACAGAGACUAAUUCUGUAAGUGACAAUACCCCUGAUAUGGGCACUGGGAACCAGAGGAAUGUGUGCCCCCGUUAUGAUGACAUGGUAUUUUUAAUCAAUCCUGAAUUGCCACACUGGAAGUGUCCUGAAAAAACUAAUUCAGAUGAUGCUCAAUGGAAAUCUCCACCUACACCAAAGCUGAAGUCUGUUAACAACCCAUCUCCCUCAUCUCCAAGUCAUGAUGCAGACGAUGUUAAUAUGUCUAAUUCUGUAAAUGGAUCCAGCAAGUUUUCUGAGUCAGAUGCUUCUUCACUGGAUGUUGUUUUUGUUCAUGGACUGCGUGGCGGACCUUUUAAGACUUGGCGCAUAGCUGAGGACAAGUCCUCAACAACUAGUAAAUCUGGUCUUGUAGAGAAAAUUGAUCAGGAGGCGGGGAAGCAAGGUACAUGUUGGCCAAGAGAAUGGCUUUCAGCUGACUUUCCUCGUGCUCGUCUUUUUACUGUUAAAUACAAGACAAAUUUGACUCAGUGGUCUGGAGCUAGCCUACCUCUUCAGGAAGUCAGCUCAAUGCUGCUAAAGAAGCUUGUUGCUGCAGGCAUUGGAAAUCGACCUGUCAUAUUUGUUACACACAGCAUGGGGGGCCUGGUUGUGAAACAAAUGCUGUACCAAGCCAAAGCAGAUAAUUACAAUAAGCUUGUUAGAAACACUAUUGGAGUUGUGUUCUAUAGCUGUCCACAUUUUGGCAGCAAACUUGCAGACAUGCCUUGGCGGAUGGGCCUUGUAUUUCGACCAGCUCCCACUAUAGGGGAGCUAAGGAGUGGAUCUCCAAGAUUAGUGGAGCUUAAUGACUUCAUUCGCCAUCUUCAUAACAAAGGGCUACUUGAGGUUCUUAGUUUCAGUGAGACCCAGGUAACACCAAUUGUGGAAGGUUAUGGAGGUUGGGCUUUCCGAAUGGAAAUUGUGCCAAUUGAAUCAGCAUAUCCUGGUUUUGGUGAACUCGUUGUACUAGAAUCAACGGAUCAUAUUAAUUCAUGCAAGCCAGUCAACCGCGGUGAUCCAUCUUAUGCAGAAACUUUAGAAUUCUUGAAGAAGCUGAAAGCCAACCAUACAUGAGUAUUGAUGUGUUUGGUAUAUAAUGAAGAAUUGAAGAUUCUUUUCCAUGAACGUUGUACAUAAACUGUUGCAUACAUGUAGACCUAACAUUGAGAGCCUGGGGUUACAACUUACAUCUGAGAAAAGAGCACUUGGAAAUGGGUAUUUUGAAGCAGUAACCUGAUUGUUGAUGUAAGACUGAAUUAGAUGUCACAGUGGCUCGAGUACUACCACAACAAUUUCAAUCAGUACCAGGAAACGUAGUAGAAAGAGAUAGAUAGCUGCUGCCAGUGCCAGGCCUCUCGAGUCUUGCCUUCUUCCUCCCCCACUCAUGGGUGGCUUUUGUAAAUUGUAAUUUAUGUAUUUUUGGUUCUUAUGAAUGGAAUGGUGGUUCCGGUUCAGCACUUGAGGUCGAGUUUUUAAAAGGUUUUAUUUAAAUGAUGUAAUUGUUGACAUUUAUACGACAAGGCUGAGUUGGAGCCAUCCAGCUUAAAAGAUGGAGUGGAACAACUCCAUGCUUUAAAUAAAGAUCUUUUUUUAAUAUA